AAAAAAAAAGAGGGUUGUUGUUUAUUUUGGCCGAUCAUCGAAAUAGUUGCUGUUUGACGUCUGUGUGUUUGUUCCCGAGGACCCUCUAUCCAACCCUUGGACGUCCAUUAUUUUUAUAUGCUGCAUAUGUUUUUGUGCCUGCAGCUAUAACAGAAGAGCGGCGGAAUCAGGGGGGGGGAGGAAGACACAGAGAAGGAUCACCUUCAGUUAGUCUGCAGGGAGGAGGGCAUACACAAUAGGCAACGCGAGAAACGAACUUGAACCCCUCCAAUGGCUCUAGUCCACAAUAAACUCCAAGAGGAGGGAACCAAAAGUGUGCUUUGUGGUGGUUGCAUCGAUAUAAUUUCCCUUAACCAUGUCUAUGUAAGUAGCCAUCGGGCUGUAUUUCAGCAUCCCGCUCAUUGAUGGCUACCAUCUCAUGUGCGCGCCCGCAGAAUGACGCGCCUCGACUCCUCCUACAAUGCUCCUCAGUCUCUUUACCUCUUUUUGCUCGGCAGGGACGGAUACACAAAGGCUGAAAAGGCGGAGGAGGACUUUCAAUUGAUCUCUCAUGUGCUCCAAACCUUAGUCCCGCCCCUCCCCCCUCACCAAGGUUCGUUUAUCCACGCAAGGUUGCUGCUGGGCUAUAAGGGCGUGUCCUCUCAUUUUCACAAAACAGUGCUGUCACUCCGCAUGUAUUUUUAUGCUUUUCCCGCUCGCGGUUUUUUUUUUUGACAUCCUGUCUUUCUGACUUUCUGGCUUCCUGUCUUCGCCCUAAUCUUCCAUAAUGCUAAGUAACACCCAAUGCUUUAUCACCGGAUCACUUCAUUCGGAGCAUUGAAAAAUAGAAACUAUUCUAGCGUGAGUUCCUGCAGGUCUAUUCACUCCAGGGCAUUGGAAAACAAGGAGAUCAAUCAAGGGUCUUCUUUACCCAUCGCGGCGGAUUACCAGAAGGAGCGUGGGCUACACAAGGGAAAAAAAAAGUGAUCACAUUGUCUCCUCUCCUCUUCUUUGCUAUGCAAUGCAUGUCAACCAUAUAUGCCUCCACGCGCAGAAAAAAAAACACUUCGAUCGUAGUCUACAAUCCAUGCAUGUGCCGCAAUGGCUUCUCAUUUGGUUUACAGAGUAGUAUACUUGAUUCACAAAGGGGGACUGGAACGCUUUUUCUUUUUUCUUUUUUUUUU
This is a messenger RNA of Gamsiella multidivaricata, 1163 nucleotides long. RefSeq lists its product as uncharacterized. Lineage: Eukaryota; Fungi; Mortierellomycota; Mortierellomycetes; Mortierellales; Mortierellaceae. Bases 436 to 714 code for a protein of 92 amino acids. The transcript has a single exon. The record is from RefSeq and is a predicted model, not a curated record.